Molecule: messenger RNA, 1958 nt
Organism: Salpingoeca rosetta
Lineage: Eukaryota; Choanoflagellata; Craspedida; Salpingoecidae
Exons: 7
Coding region: 63-1673 (536 amino acids)
Source: RefSeq, a predicted model, not a curated record
CUCCAACAAAACACACACAGAUACACACACACACACCAAACAGCACUGCAACAGCAACCAACAUGCAGGCCGCUUCCAGGAGCGCGGAAGGCCUUGAGGGAGGCAGUGGCGGUGGUGGCGGCGGCGGUGGUGGUGGUGCCAUGCUAGCCGGGACGUCCAAAGUCAGUCAGUUCAUUGUGUCCACCUUACAUCAGGCAUUGAAGGAGCUGCACCGUGUCCUCAGCUCGAACUACCCCUCACAAAGCGGGGAGCACCUGGCAUGGCUGCAAGCGAUGGUGCUGUUUGUCGCCCAAAACCGCGAGCAGAUUGGAAAGCGCACUGUCCAGGGGUUUCCCUUUCAGGCAGGGGAGGACGAUGGCUUCCACCAAGACAUGCUCGCUUACUUGGCAGACAAGCAACUUCUGGUUCAGGACCCUAACGACCCUGGUGUAUACCGCAUCAGCAAUGUCCCUUAUGCCAAAGCAUUUCGACGAUCUGUCCUCGCCCCUGUGCUCAAGCACACAGGGACGUUGUUGCCGUUUGCCGUCGCCAUCCUCCGGGUUGUCAAGUAUCGUGUGACUGCUGGUUGUGAGCGAGCACCUCUGUACGCGGACACGCCAUCGCGAGGGCAGCUCAUCUCCAUGUACCACGAGCUCCUUCUCCUCCUCCAUGCUCAGUACCAAGUGCUCGCUUCGGGGUCAUGUGAUAUGGGCACCGUGACCUUCGAAGCUGUGCUGGUCGUCUAUGCGGAUGAGCCCAGCGAACACGGCGAGCACCGCUACAGCAUGGCUGUCAACACAUCCCAUGUUGAUGCCGGAAUGGACAUGAUUACACAGGCGCUUUUGCGUGAACGCCCCGAGCGCCCCUUUCGUCUCAUCUGCACGCGCGAGCCGUGCAUUCCAGGCUCCAUCCCAUCACAUUGCCUCGGCAUCCACUUCCUCGUGCACGUGACAGACCACCACGGGUUCUUGAACAAAGGCAUGUUGGACCUGCUCGGUGCCAGCGCGUACCACCACGACCACGUUGUCAGUGAUGGUGAUGGCGAUGACGAUGCUGCUGAUGGCGGUGGGAACCUUCAUGAUGGUGGCGAUUGUGAUGACGACGGUGACGAUGAUGAUGUUGGUGGUGAUGGUUGUGGCAGCAGCAACAACAACUCCAACAUUGAGGGCAGCAGCAAGGAGCGCAGAGACGUCGGUGCGAAGCAAAACCCCGAGUGGCUGGAUGCGUUUGCAUGCGACAUGAAGAUGAAGAAGAAGCAUGGAUAUGAAUGCCCACCGCCAGCGGUGGCGACCAACCCCGAGUUACGAGCUGCGUCACAAAGGGCAUUCGAUGAGAUGCUGAACACAUACGCGUCGCGCGAUUUGGCGCGUGACUCGGAAUUAGUGCGGGCGAGGCUUCUUCCUGACAUCAACAAACAGCAGCAGCAGCAGCAGCACGUGUCCUCAUCACAGCCAUCCGCUGCGUCAACGGCAUCGCCUGCCGCACACCACCCCGUCAAGGACAUCACCAGAUCCCUGCAGCAGCAGUCUUUGACCAAGGCCAUGGAUGUGGACAAGGGCCACCCCCACGACGCCGACGACGACGACCACGGCGAUGACGACGACGAUGAUGACGACGACGACGACGACGAUGAUGAUGAUGAUGAUGAUGAUGAUGAUGAUGAUGAUGAUGGUGAUGACGAUGAUGGUUGGUGAUUUGCACUUCCACAUUUCCCAGCCACUGCAACACCACAGUUACUCUUUCCCUGGUUUCCCCCGUGUUACUUUACGCGUGAGCAGCACACGCCCGUUUCUUUUGCUGUUCCUUCUGCUCCCUCGUGCUUGAGGGAGCAUGUGGUCUGUGACUUGUGUCGGAGGGUUGCACACCCGCAACCUUGCUUGUUUCCUCCAGUCAUUUGCGGUUGCUUGCAGGCACUCGCUUUGCCAAUUGCACCCACACAAUUUGUCAUUUGCAAGCGGACAAAAGAAUGAACAGCAGGA